AUGUUAACAAGUCACACCAGUCGUUCUUUGGCGUGGCGUUUGCACGCAGUGCCCGCUGCUUGUCGUGUUAUAUGCGGUGGUGGUAGCAAAAUUCAGAGCGGUAGUGCCAGGAGGGGUAUCAUCUAUAGCAGCGGUCAGGAGUUUGUGCCGUUUCUCACCACGACACUCUUCUAUGCGAUUCGACUCCAUAGCGACUUUACCGGUGAUCGCGAGAAGCAGCUCACAAUACAUGUGCAGCUACCGGAUGGCACUACACGAGAUGUGAAGGCGUACGAGGGUCAAACGCUUCUGGACGUUGCCAUGGAAGAAGGGCUGCCAAUAGAAGGAGCAUGUGGAGGCUCGUGUGCCUGCUCCACGUGUCACGUGUACCUGGAGAACGAUGCGGCGAUGGAGCUCUUCGAUGAUCCAACGGAUGAGGAGAAUGACAUGCUUGACAUGGCUUUUUUCCCGCAGUCCACCUCACGAUUGGGGUGUCAGCUGAAGCUGGUGAAGGAGAAGCACGACGGGCUGAAGAUACAGCUUCCACGUGCCACGCGGAACAUGUAUGUGGACGGCCACACCGUAACACCACAUCACUAA
Messenger RNA from Trypanosoma cruzi, 579 nucleotides. RefSeq lists its product as uncharacterized. The transcript has a single exon. Gene Ontology annotation, molecular function: 2 iron, 2 sulfur cluster binding. Gene Ontology annotation, cellular component: mitochondrion. The record is from RefSeq and is a predicted model, not a curated record. Gene Ontology annotation, biological process: P450-containing electron transport chain. Lineage: Eukaryota; Euglenozoa; Kinetoplastea; Trypanosomatida; Trypanosomatidae. Bases 1 to 579 code for a protein of 192 amino acids.